UUUGAACCCCACUAGAGAAUAGACGAAACAGUUGCGCAGACUGAUGCUAUUUCAUCUCCAAUACUGAAAGAAAAACCUUAGGUUGUUUCAAAACUACAUCCUCCUUCCACUCUUCGCCGAUUCCACCACCCAGAUUUCUUCGAUUAUGGAAACCCUAGCUUUGUCUUCUUAUCAUCCCCUCUUCUCGCCGCGCUCCUCCGCCACCUUCAAGCCUCUUCGCACCGUCAAAUGUUCAAUCUCGCCGCCAUCCCUGGUGGACCACUCUGUGAAGUUCAAGGAGGCUGCAAAGGAUGGGAAUUUGAUCCCGCUGUACAGGCCGAUAUUUUCUGAUCACUUGACUCCGGUGCUUGCAUAUAGGUGCUUGGUGAAGGAAGAUGAGAGAGAUGCCCCGAGUUUUCUUUUUGAGUCUGUUGAUCCCGGUCUGAAAGCCUCAAGUGUUGGCCGGUAUAGUGUUAUUGGAGCUCAGCCAACAAUGGAGAUUGUUGCAAAGGAGAACAUGGUGACUAUAGUCGAUCACCAUGAGGGACGAAGAACAGAGGAGUUUGUGGAAGAUCCUAUGGUUGUUCCUCGCAGGAUUAUGGAGAAAUGGAAACCCCAGCGCAUUGAUGAACUCCCCGAUGCAUUUUGCGGUGGUUGGGUUGGUUACUUUUCAUAUGAUACAGUGCGUUAUGUAGAAAAGAGGAAACUUCCAUUCUCGAAAGCUCCUCACGAUGACAGAAACCUUCCCGACAUUCAUCUUGGCCUCUAUGAUGAUGUCAUUGUGUUUGAUCAUGUGGAAAAGAAAGCGUAUGUGAUACACUGGGUCAGGUUGGAUCAGUUCUCUUCUGUUGAAGAGGCCUAUGAUGACGGGAUGAACAGAUUAGAAGCUCUAGUCUCAAGAGUGCAUGAUAUAGUGCCUCCGAAACUUGCUGCGGGUUCUAUAAACUUAUACACCAGCCUUUUCGGUCCAUCAUUGAGCAAUUCCUCCAUGACAAGUGAAGAAUACCAGAAGGCAGUAACACAAGCUAAGGAGCAUAUCUUAGCUGGAGAUAUCUUCCAGAUUGUGCUGAGUCAGCGUUUUGAGCGUCGAACAUUUGCGGAUCCAUUUGAAGUGUACAGAGCGUUGAGGAUUGUCAAUCCAAGUCCAUAUAUGACUUAUUUACAAGCAAGAGGCUGUAUCCUGGUUGGUUCAAGUCCUGAAAUUCUUACUCGAGUUAAGAAGGGUAAGAUCACUAAUCGACCUCUGGCUGGAACUGUCAGAAGAGGCAAGACGCCCAAAGAAGAUUAUAUGUUGGAAAACCAGCUUUUGCAUGAUGAAAAACAGUGUGCAGAACACAUUAUGCUUGUUGACUUGGGGAGAAACGAUGUUGGAAAGGUGUCGAAGCCUGGCUCUGUCAAGGUUGAGAAACUCAUGAAUAUCGAACGUUAUUCGCAUGUCAUGCACAUCAGUUCCACUGUUACGGGUGAGUUGUCAUCUAAUUUGACGAGCUGGGAUGCUCUGCGUGCAGCAUUACCUGUUGGAACAGUUAGUGGAGCCCCAAAGGUGAAAGCGAUGGAACUGAUAGAUCAACUAGAAGUGACGAGACGUGGGCCAUACAGUGGUGGAUUUGGUGGAAUAUCGUACACAGGAGAUAUGGACAUAGCCUUGUCUUUGAGAACAAUUGUAUUCCCAACAAACAUGCGUUACGACACAAUGUAUUCUUACAAAGGCGGUGAGAAGAGGAGAGAUUGGAUAGCACAUCUCCAAGCUGGUGCUGGUAUUGUUGCAGACAGUGUUCCUGCCGAUGAACAGAGAGAGUGCGAAAACAAGGCCGCUGGUCUUGCUCGUGCCAUUGAUCUUGCUGAGUCAUCAUUUGUCGAUAAGCACAAAUAGGGAGCAUGAGCAGCAAGGCAAUUAUUGCCUUGUCUUUUGACAAUUGAAAACUGGAAAUCUUGAAAUGUAUCAAAUUCGAUUGUGUAUAAAUUAGUUAUUUCUGUUAGAGGAUAAACCUCACAUAUAUAUUUGUAGGAAAUUGAUACUCGAUUAUACGAAGAUUUGUAGCGUAUGAAAAGCAAUUUAUAACUAAA
Erythranthe guttata (spotted monkey flower) is the source of this 2046-nucleotide messenger RNA. RefSeq names its product anthranilate synthase alpha subunit 2, chloroplastic. Gene Ontology annotation, biological process: L-tryptophan biosynthetic process. Gene Ontology annotation, molecular function: anthranilate synthase activity. NCBI's taxonomy places the organism in Eukaryota, Viridiplantae, Streptophyta, Magnoliopsida, Lamiales, Phrymaceae. The record is from RefSeq and is a predicted model, not a curated record.